CUGGGAUGAAUGGGAAGUAGAAAGGACUUAUAUUUGUUAUUUUGACAUCGGCAUUGAGCAAUUUCGGAAGAUUUUCGGUGGAGUUGGUACAAGAGACAUUACCUUGCUCUCCUCUAUUCGUCUGCUACAGUGCUAGUGCUACUAUUCCAGUGUUUAGAUGCCUGGAUUCUAAUGGAAGGCUGAACUCCCUGGGCUGAAGCAUCCAAUAAAAGCUCCAACAAACGAGGAUUGGUUGCGUUCCGAAAUUUGGUACCACUACCAGACUUGAACAUCGAGAAGAACGACCUGAUUAACCUUUUUACGAGUGAAAAUUCUGACAGAAGGUUGUGACAUGAUGACGUCUGUUGCAACAAGUGGGUAUGCAGUCCUAUGUCGGGUGUGUGGAGACAAGGCCUCUGGGUUCCACUAUGGUGUACAUGCAUGUGAAGGGUGUAAGGGUUUCUUUCGACGGAGCAUCCAGCACAACGUGAAGUACAGGGUAUGUAGCAAGGGAGACGAGUGUCUCAUCAUGAGAAUAAACAGGAACCGAUGCCAGUACUGUCGCCUCAAGAAGUGCCUUGCAGUGGGGAUGUCCAAAGAUGCUGUGCGACUUGGCAGAUGCCCCAAGAAGUGCAAGCCCCAGGGUCUGUUGAUGCCCUCCCCGCCCCGCUCCCCUGCAGGAGAUGGAGACACCAGCACCCUGGAGGACUCUCAGAUGAAGACCGAGCAGCUCAUACUAAGCAUCCAUGAAGCACAGAAGAAGACCUUAUGGGAUUGGGGCAUCCUACAGUGCAGGAGUUAUAACCUUCUAUCACAGGUUUCAGACAACAACAACAAUAACGGCGACAGCAUCCUGGCAACUCGUUCCAAAAUCAUCAACAACCUCAUCACAAACAACUUCACCGCGUCCAUCACCCGCAUCAUCAGCUUCGCCAAACUCGUCCCAGGUUUCCUGACGCUGGACAAGUCGGACCAGAUCACGCUACUCAAGCAGGGCUCGCUUGAGAUCCUCCUGGUGCGGCUCGCACACUAUCUCAACACCAAAGAAGAGGGCGCCAAACUGAUCGAGAGCUGCGGGUCGGCUUGCCAGAUGCUGGAGGAGUGCGGCCUGACGUCGCUCAAGGAGAUCAUGCUGGACGUGGUGGACUUUGCGCACAAGUUCAAGUCGUUAGGGAUCGUGACGAGCGAGGUUGGACUCUUUACCGCAAUCAUUCUCCUUAGUGCAGAUCGUCCAGGUCUGAAGUACCCUCAGCAGAUAGAACCGCUCCAGCUUCAGGUCAUACAGGCCCUCCAGUCCCAGGUCAUGCACAACCAUCCCAACGACCGGUCCGUGUUCCCUCGUCUGGUCACCAGGCUCUCAGACGUCAGGCAAUUCAGCGUCAUCAACUCGGACAAGAUGCUCAAUAUCUUUGACGCGGGAAAAUGAGGCAAGCGCUGCUCUCGCUUGAGUUCGAGGAACAAUCAUGCCAAUUAUGAAAGACAAUGGGAAAUUUGAAAAGAGACUUCAUGAAGAGUCGACUGCCCUUCUUUCUGCUUGGACUAUAGAAGGCAAUCGUAGAGGCGUUAUCGGAGGAUGUUUUUGUUGAUGGCAUCAUGUCCCUGAACUACGGGAUCAAAUGCACAGACAGGUAAAAGAUGCUGUUUUUAGCAACGUUUCCUGGAAAAACUUGUGUGAAGUAUAUAAAUCUACACUAUCGUGAAAGGGCCUCACGUUUUUGUCUUCACCACCUCUCUGUUCCUCCUCUUGACUCUGAAGAUCAUUGUGUGAUAAUUUCCUUCCAAAGCUGCAGAAGGAAGGAAAACAAUCCACAAACAACCUGCUUCAUAAUGUGUGAAUAUUUAUGUUAUAAUCUAUGAAAAGAUAUGAUGCACUUCUCUCCUGUCAGCUACUUUGUCCAUUGUCACACGGAAUGUCCAUUUGUAUUAUCCCUUGUGUCAAUUUAAUUUGAGCAUAUUCCAAGUAUUUUGAUUCAUAUUGAACCUUAGGCAAUCAUGAGGUUAUGGUGAUGUUCCUCUCUGAAGAUAAUGUCCUUACUGCUUUAUUACUUGCUUUCGUGUUUACUACAAGCUAUAAGCCUAAGGGCAAUAACUCAUAUUAUUUUUCAUACAGAGUUAAUACCUUUCUGGCUCUCAACAGAUUAUUCAUUUUAUCGCAAUAUCUAAUGUGUUCUUUGCAUGUGACUUUCCAAUGCAGCAAAAAUAAUUUCAAUUAGCAAAAUCAUAUCUAUUGAAGACCAAAGAAAGACUCCGCCCUUCCCUUCUAAAAACAUCUCAAAUAAAUCAAUAAAAAAUCUUGUAUCAAAUGCUGAGAGCUGGAACCCUCAGUAUGAAUUACAGGGUGGUUUUAAAAAAAAUCCUGUCCAGGAAGCUAUAUGUAAGGUUAUAAAAUCAUUAUUAUAUAUUAUUUGCUGUUUAAUUCAACUAAGUCAAUGUCAGUGUUUUAAGCAAAGCCUCAUAAUUUUAUGUACCUGUUUAAAUUGCUCAAGUUUCUUUUGGGACAUCUUCUUCCAAUCUUUAAGUGCUGCUGUACCCCUGUCUCUUAACUGAAGGGACCUUGUGUAAAAGGGACCAGUCUCCCUAUCUAUCUAUCCAUCCAUCCAUCUAUCUAUCCAUCCAUCAUCUAUCUUUCUUCCUAUUUAUCUAUCUUCCAUUUUAUUUAUUAAUCUAUUUAUCUAUCCACCUCUCCAUCUAUCUACCAGUCCAUCUAUCCACCUAUCUAUUCAUCUACUGAUCUUUCUAUUUGUCUAUCUUCCAAUUUGUUUAUCUAUCGAUUAACCUAUCUGUUUGUUUGUUUAUCUAUCUAUCUGUCUGUUUAUCUAUGUCCCAUCAUAGCUUGGGGCCGCUGAGGCAACAGCAUGUUUCAUAUCGACUCUUGAGGCACAGGUUCUCCUCCAUAGAUUUCUGUCUUCAUCUGAAUUAUGUAAAUGUACAUAAAUCUACCCUCUUUUCCUUUGACAACAGAUCAGCAAAAGUUCUAUUUUCUAGCAAUGAAAGUAGAUAUUUCUGGUUAGCUUCUUUUAUAACCCCCCCCCCCCCCCAAUUAUUCUAUUCCAAUUUUUAGAACAUUGCUCGAGAAAACAUGUUUCUCAUGGAUUUUGAAGUUUGAAAGUAUUUACUUCAGUUACAAAAUAAACUAGCCAUUACACUGAUCUGUACAUACCUCAAGCUAGAAAGAACACAAUAGGACACAUUACUUUGUGAGUAAAUCAUAGUAUUGUAAUUUAUAAGGAUGCUGAUAUGCCCUUUUGUCAUGUAUGUGUGAAUUUGCAUCAAUCAUGUGCACUUGAACGUUGACACAAAAUGUAUAUCUUGCAACAAUUUUGCCAGAGAUGAUUGGAACUUCUAAAUCGAAAAAUAGCAACGGAAGCAAACAUCCUAAAGCUUUUCAUCUUGCCCUCAUUAGAGUAAGUCACAAAAAUGAACAGAAAGUAAAUAAUGGCCUUACAUCUUCUUUCUGUCGGCCAAUCACAGCCCAAGUAUCUUUUGUGCGCUUGUUCCUGUAGCUUUCGCUUAUAUUGCCUGAUUUCGGCUUUCUGUUCAUUCUUGCGAUUGACACUGAUGAAGGCAAGACAAAAAACUUAAGUAUGUCUGUUUUUGUUGCUAUUUUUCAAUUUUGCCAGAGUGCGUUGUGUAUAAACUGCAUCAUUAAUUGUGACACACUAGUUCCUUAAUAGUUUUACCUGUGUGGAUUGUAGAAUCCAUAUUCAAGUAUGUGGAAUAUGUGAUAUGAUAGCAUGCGGUCACCUCGUAUGGAUGCCUGAGAGAUUGGUUUCUAAAACAAAAGCAAAACCAUGACUUCUUAGCCAUAUGUAGUGAAAUUCUCUUGAUUUAGUCUGCUGAGAGUCAGAAGGCUUUAACUCAUAUCAUUUCCCACAGUUAACACCCUUUGAGCUCUCACCAUGUGAUUGGUCUGAUACAUGAGUGGUAUGAAGGUUGCAUUUUAGUUUCUAUUUUCUGCUCCUGAAAAGUAUUCUGAUAUGUUAGAAUAUGUUACUGCUGUCUGGUCGGAGCCAGAAGGAUGUUAACCCAUAUCCUUGAACACAGAGAUAACACCCUUCUUGCACCAAGCAUACAAUGUCUAAGGAUAUGCAAUCAUGCUCCUUCAUACUUAUUCUGUACUUACCCACUUGCUGAAUUCCUGUUUUCACCAGUACCAAAUUAUGCCUCUUCAAGGAAAACAAACAAUUCUGUUCAGAGCUAAAGGGGCAUUAAUCCUCCUCUGUAAAAGUAUCUGAGUUAAUGCCCUUCUGGCUCCAAACAGACAAAACAUCAAGUGUGUGCAAUAGAAAUAGUAAAUUAAAUCAUAGUAGGUAGUUUUUCUUCUUUUAUACUCAUUCACAUUUUUCUUUCUUGAAAAUUUACAUUUAUUACCCUGUUGUUUCUAUCUAAGCUGAUAAAUAUUUAAAUGAACGAUGAUGUCAACAGGGUGCAAUAGGUAUCCAUAAAAUCAAAGAAUUCAACUACAUGAACAAAGAGGGGGGGGGGGGGGGGGUGGAGAUGAUGAACUAUUAUAUAUCAAAUUUACUUGAGAGAAUUUGAGAGAAUUGUGGUGAUAUGUGCUUUAGUGAAUGCUACGUUGUUUUGUGUGACUUUGCAAAUAACUGUUCAUGAAUGCUUUAUAGACAGUCCUAAUUUCCUAAACUAUUAUAAGUGUCAUGUCGAAAGAUAUAAUAAUUCUUGUGCACGUGGCCUAUUAUGUGAAUGUAUUAUGAAAUCGUGUAAGUUGUAUCUUUUCAGAAUUGUACAGCAGAUUAUAUAUUAUUAAAAUGGCACAUAAACAAUUUAA
Molecule: messenger RNA, 4765 nt
Organism: Strongylocentrotus purpuratus (purple sea urchin)
Lineage: Eukaryota; Metazoa; Echinodermata; Echinoidea; Camarodonta; Strongylocentrotidae
Product: nuclear receptor subfamily 1 group D member 1
Exons: 6
Coding region: 332-1405 (357 amino acids)
Biological process (GO): cell differentiation; negative regulation of transcription by RNA polymerase II; positive regulation of transcription by RNA polymerase II
Molecular function (GO): nuclear receptor activity; RNA polymerase II cis-regulatory region sequence-specific DNA binding; zinc ion binding
Source: RefSeq, a predicted model, not a curated record